Messenger RNA from Microthlaspi erraticum, 321 nucleotides. NCBI's taxonomy places the organism in Eukaryota, Viridiplantae, Streptophyta, Magnoliopsida, Brassicales, Brassicaceae. The record is from the annotation of a GenBank genome assembly.
AUGAACAAAAAGAAAGAGGAGAAGAUAAUUAGUUUACCUGUGACAAUCUGUUUGACCUACUAUACCGUCUCUCAACCGCAAUUGCCUCCUCGCCUCACCACGCACGUUGCCGUCUCCGGUUUCUCCAUGCACGAAAGACUCGCGAAAGCAAUAGCUGCUAAAUGGAUCUCCGCUUCGCCGCGAAAACGAAACUGGAUUUCGGUUCACCGCUGUCUCGAAGCCUCUCUCCGAAAAACCACCGGCGCUCCGACAACGCGCGGCAACCGUCCACCAUUCUCCGACGACAAUAGAUCCUUUACCGACAUCACCUCACAUCCAUAA